Molecule: messenger RNA, 981 nt
Organism: Lindgomyces ingoldianus
Lineage: Eukaryota; Fungi; Ascomycota; Dothideomycetes; Pleosporales; Lindgomycetaceae
Product: kinase-like protein
Exons: 5
Coding region: 1-981 (326 amino acids)
Biological process (GO): intracellular signal transduction; protein phosphorylation
Cellular component (GO): nucleus; cytoplasm
Molecular function (GO): ATP binding; protein serine/threonine kinase activity
Source: RefSeq, a predicted model, not a curated record
AUGGCGCUGCGCAUUGGACAAGUGCUUCGAGGUGGAAAAGGAAAGUAUGAGCUGCUGGAGCAGCUGAAAGGUUCCAGCGUCUUCAAAGCCCGGGUGCUGUCCAACCCUUCAAUCCAAGGAGAAUGGGCCGUGAUUAAAUCUCCUGCUACCAACGAUGAAAGAAAUGCCUUGAAGCGAGAAUACCGCAAUUACGGGGUCCUCGAAAUAGCCUCAUGCCCUUACAUCCGAACUCUGCACGAUACAGUACGGUCAAAUGGAGAUCAACACGACCCGGGAUGCAUGGUAUUUGGAUGGAUGGAUCUGGAUUUGCGAUCCGUCCAGGCCAACCGAUUCCGAGGCGACCCAAGGUUGCCAAAAGUGGUGUCUAAAGUGGUCCUGUCGGCUCUUGAACUCUUCAAAAAGCUCAGUGUCGUUCAUACAGAUGUUAACGUAAACAACGUUUACGUCUCCGACAUCGAUGGGCUUUCGCCAAUUGCCAAGCUGGGAGAUCUAGGGAAUUUGAUUACUGAGGGUUCUACAAAACAACGUGGUCAAAGCCUGCCGUGUCGGGCGCCUGAGGUCUGGCAAGGCUUGGGGUGUCAACAUUCCUCUGAUGUAUGGUCACUUGGUGUUACGUUGGCACGUCGAUUAUCACCGCGCCCCCUCUUUGGUCCCAGUGACAAGAUAAUCGAAGGGUUUACAGAAGCGUGGUGCAUCGCGAAAAUCAUCCGUCUCCUUGGCCCGCUAGGUCAACCUGCUGAUUGCCAACCCUACAAGGAUGAGUUUGAGCUUGCAGAACAAUUAGCGGUCAUGGACAAUCCCCAUGAUGGCACGAGGCUUAUCAAAGGAGGCACUUUGCGGGAGGAACUACAGCGGCUCGCAGAGCCCUCGGUGUCGCCGGAGCUACUGGAUUUUAUCGAGUCUUUACUAGUUGUUGAUCACAGCAAGAGACCCAUAGCUUCAGAAGCACUUCAACAUCCCUAUUUGCAAUCUUUUACAUAA